Prorocentrum cordatum is the source of this 345-nucleotide messenger RNA. The record is from the annotation of a GenBank genome assembly. Lineage: Eukaryota; Dinophyceae; Prorocentrales; Prorocentraceae.
AUGCGCGCUGGAGAUCGUCGCUGUUGGGGUCAAAGGAGCCCUGCGUCGGUGCCAGGGGUCAAGGAGCCCUGCGCCCGGGCCCAGAUCAAGAGUAUCGUGGGCAGCGGCCAUGCUGUAGCAAGUCGCUCACAAGUACUCUCGUUCGGACGGUCAGCGCUCGUCACAGCCAGGAUCGCCGUCGUCGUCGUCGUCGUCGCCACGCCUCCUGGGAUUGUUCGGCAGUUGUCGUGGCAUCCCAGCAGCGGGGCGUUCCCCACGCCCCGCUCUCGGAGCGAUGGCCGACGCCUCUGCAGAGGCCCCCUCGGCAUUCGUGGGGCGCCAAGAGAAGUUCUUGUUUCUCCUGGC